UGUACAUGUCGAUGGAUUUUACCCUCUCUGUUUUUUUUACCCGGUGAGAUAAAUAUGACAACACUUGCCCUUCUUCUGACUCCACCCAUCCCGCACUCAGGUUGUUUAUAUUGUGCGCUGAACUCCGCCCCGGCAGCACCUCCAGCUGAUGCCUAGCUUGUGCGUGCAUGUUUGGGAUUGUUGUGAAGGGAGUCCACGGCCAUCUUGGAUGAGCGGCGCUCCGCACGGACGACAUCAACGCAAGCUAACGCUAGCUGCUCAACCAGAUUAACCACAAUCUGUGGCGCUGUCCAGUGAGACUAUGCUCUAUUUAUGUCGGUUUAUUUGGUUAGUCGACGGUUAAAGUUCAUGAAUGUGGGUAUAAAUUGUGCAAAGUGUCUGCCGUAGUAGAUUAGUUGAGGGCGGAGGCGUUGCAGGUCCACGGUAUAUUUUUAAAUUUCUCAAUAAAGGAGUUACUAUGAAUGGAGGAUAAAUGUUGCCGAAGGCUGACAGCAGCAGUUUCGUCCUCUUCUCUCUUCUCUUCGUCCUCACGUCAACGGACCCACCACAGACAGGUCCGAAGCUAGCUCUGGCAAGAUUAUUGUCAGAGCAGCGCUGCAGCCCCGGGCAGUUCGCCUGCCGCAGUGGGCAGAUGCAGUGUAUCCCCAUGUCCUGGAGGUGUGACGGAUGGACAGCAUGUGAGGACAAAAGUGACGAGAAGGACUGCACCUCUAUAAAGGAGGAGAGGUUUCGCUUUGGGACCGGAUACGAUCAGGUCGAAGAUGUCAUCGGCGUGGCUCAGCCCGUGCGCUUCAACAAAAAGUGUCCGAGCGGGUGGCACCACUACGAGAAGACGGCCAGCUGCUACAAAGUCUACCUGAGGAACGAGGACUACUGGCAGGCUGUGGACACGUGUCAGAAGGUCAACGGCUCCUUGGCUACAUUUGUGACCAACGAGGAGCUGCAGUUCAUUCUGAAGAUCGACGUGGAUUUUGAUGAGAACGUCUGUGAGCGCAGAGAGCAGUGCAAGUUUUGGGUUGGUUAUCAGUAUGUGAUCACCAAUCAGAGUCACACCCUGGAAGGACGCUGGGAAGUGGCCUACAAAGGAUCCAUGCAGGUGUUUCUGCCGCCUGAAGGUCUGGCAAAGAUCGGAGAGCCAUCUCCCUCCCAGGACAACGUUUUCUGCGCUCAGCUGCAGCGUUUUCAGAUCAAGACCAUGAAUGAACGGGGUCUUCACAGCUGGCAUGCUGAGAACUGCUACAAAAAGUUCCCCUUCCUGUGCAAAAGGAGACAAACCUGCGUGGACAUAAAGGACAACGUAGUGAACGAGGGCUACUAUUUCACCCCUAAAGGAGACGACCCGUGCCUGAGCUGCACGUGUCACGACGGAGAGCCAGAGAUGUGUGUGGCGGCGCUGUGUGAGCGGCCGCAGGGCUGCCAGCACUUCCGAAAGGACCCCAAAGAGUGCUGCAAGUUCACCUGCCUGGAUCCAGAUGGAAACAGUCUGUUUGACUCCAUGGCGAGCGGGAUGAGACUGAUUGUCAGCUGCAUCUCAUCCUUCCUCAUCCUCUCUCUGCUGCUCUUUAUGGUGCACAGGCUCCGUCAGAGGAGACGUGAGCGCAUCGAGACGCUGAUUGGAGGAAACUUGCAUCACUUUAACCUUGGAAGGCGAGUCCCGGGCUUUGACUACGGCCCGGACGUCUUCGGCACAGGCCUCACCCCUCUGCAUUUGUCUGAUGAUGGAGAAGGAGGAGCUUUUCAUUUCCAGGAGCCUCCUCCCCCCUACGCUGCCUACAAAUACCCCGACAUCCAGCACCCAGACGACCCCCCUCCUCCGUACGAAGCCUCCAUCAACCCAGACAGCCUUCACUAUGUGGACUUUGGACACAACGGCGUUUCCAUGGUGCCGAGCCAGGUGAACACCAUGGGAGACCACAGGCUCCAGGUCGAUAUUCCCAGCGCUCCCGGGCCUGUGCAAGUUUCAAUGCCGUCUUCUCAGGAGAGGGAGGACUCCAUAGACAGCAGCACCCUCCUGGUGGGGCCUGACACACCCACAGACGGCCACGCCCCCACCCCUAUCUCCGCGGACUGCACCUCCUCUCUCAGCACGGUGGUAUAGGAGCGUGAGCGGACGUUUCUGACUCAACGUUUGUACAGACACCUCAAAACGUGGAGCAGCUGUUUUUUUUUUGUUUUUUUUUUCCUCCAGAUAAAAUAUUUUUUUGAAUAGAAACUGAAAUCUUUGGGAUAAAAGAUGACAUUCUGUACAGAGGGGGAAAAAACUCCCUAAUCAGGCUGAAACUUUGAUUUUUUUUUAUUUUUCUUUUUAGUUUUUUGUGCUGACUUUAAAAAAAAAGCUGAGAACUUGCUUAACUGGAUGAAGAACCCUGCUAUAAAUGUUUCCUGAGGUUAGAACAUUAUUGCCCACGUGCGUUGGUCCAACACGGCGAAGAAGCACAGCGAACCCGGCUUUUGUUGCUCGUGCGCUUUCUGUUAGCAUCACGCUUUGAAACCGAUGCGUCUGUACUGACCUCCAGGCUUCAGUAACAUCCCGACUCUUUACCGCUGCACGACCCUGAUCUGGGUUUCUUUUUGCUCAUGAAAACCUCCUCAGCCUCUCACUUUUGCGAUCCGACACACAAAGCUGUCUUCCACAUUUCUAGCUCAUAUCUGAAAAAGAAAAGUUCAGAGGUUAACCUUGCCAGAAGGAGUGUGUGUUCUGCUGUUUUGGGGGGUUUUAUCAGGUGACGCUGACAGAGUUUUAGGUAUCAGACAGCUGUGGAGCUGAUUCUGAGUUUGGUUUUGUGUUCUCUUUGAUCAUGCGUGACUGGGUUGUGGGAUAGAUGUAGGCUGAUUUGGAUCAAAGAAGAGUUGAAGACUUUUUAAGUGUGUUAAGUUUCCUCUUUAAAUUUAAAAAUAUAAAUAUGAAUUUGUUUUAAACGACUGAAUCGAGUCACGUGUUACGGUUUCAUUCACAGGGAGGAUGUACAGGCCUGAAGUGUGUGGAGCUCGGUUUAUCAUCUUGUUUUCACUCUUCGGUAAAAUCCUCCUUUAGCUUUGAUGGCUUGAUUCUUUGUCUCGUUUUAAAAGAAUUGUGUUUAGAAAAAAAAAGUUCACAUAAGUCGUUUGUUUGGAAGCAAAAAGAUGACAAUCGUCUGAUUUAUGUGACGGAUUUUACAAAGCUAGAAGUAGUUUCUGGGCCGGUGAGGCUCCACCACCAGCAUCCAAACCCCUGCUCAUUACCACCCCCCACCCCCCAAAAAAAAGAAAAACGCUGUAAAUGUGUGUCACUGCACAUUUCAUGUUUGAAUGUACUGAAUGUAAAAUACAUGAUUCUUUGUGCUCACCUUUAAGCUCAUUUCCUUCAUUUUUAAAAAUCUCUUCGCUUUGACAAUCCACUGCUUUCAUAGGCUUGUUUGGAGCGUGCACGUGGGAUUCAGACUCCUCUGCUAUAUGGGGCAUGUGUCUAAGUUCUAGCAUGCUUAACGAUCCCACUUUUUCAUUUCAUUUUCUUUUAAUAUUUUUAUUUCCGGAUGGACUUUUAGCUCAACAGUAGGCCAAAUCUGCUGAUAUAAACGCCACGCUUCACCUGAACAGCUCCGUUUACACUGUAGUUUCUGUGCUUGAAAACAGUUAAAGGGGGGUGAAAUGUUUUAUGUGUAAUACAACUAAUGCUACAUUUCAUUGUCUCCUAUUU
Nothobranchius furzeri (turquoise killifish) is the source of this 3676-nucleotide messenger RNA. It is a transcript of the gene dgcr2, whose product is annotated as DiGeorge syndrome critical region gene 2. Lineage: Eukaryota; Metazoa; Chordata; Actinopteri; Cyprinodontiformes; Nothobranchiidae. The record is from RefSeq and is a predicted model, not a curated record. Gene Ontology annotation, molecular function: protein binding. Gene Ontology annotation, cellular component: membrane.